Molecule: messenger RNA, 2749 nt
Organism: Lampris incognitus (smalleye Pacific opah)
Lineage: Eukaryota; Metazoa; Chordata; Actinopteri; Lampriformes; Lampridae
Gene: elovl7a
Product: ELOVL fatty acid elongase 7a
Exons: 8
Coding region: 357-1244 (295 amino acids)
Biological process (GO): fatty acid elongation, polyunsaturated fatty acid; fatty acid elongation, monounsaturated fatty acid; fatty acid elongation, saturated fatty acid
Cellular component (GO): endoplasmic reticulum; endoplasmic reticulum membrane
Molecular function (GO): fatty acid elongase activity
Source: RefSeq, a predicted model, not a curated record
AAGAAGAAGAAGAAGAAGAAGAAGAAGAAGAAGAAGAAGAAGAAGAAGAAGAAGAAGAAGAAGAAGAAGAAGAAGAAGAAGAAGAAGAAGAAGAAGAAGAAGAAGAAGAAGAAGAAGAAGAAGAAGAAGAAGAAGAACCGAAUUCUUCGUCGGUGACUGCGACGCGUCGUUCGUCUCGAAAUGAUCCGUUUGCUGAUGUCCAAUCAGCGAACGAGAAAAGUCAUCCCCGGAAUGAGCCCCGCCCUCCGGUUCGCCACUUAAGCGGCGGGCGGGCGGGCGCGUCGACACACACCUGUCAGUGAGAUUGAAGACGCCGCCGCCGACGCAGGUGUGAACCAUUAGGACGUCGUGUAAAAAUGGAAUUUGGUAGUAUAAAAUCCUCUGCUGCCCUCCUGUAUGACAAGUUCAUCCAGAAUGCAGAUUCGAGGACGGAGAACUGGCUGCUCAUGUCAUCGCCUCUCCCCCAAACAAUCAUCAUUGCAGCAUAUAUUUAUUUUGUCACAUCACUGGGCCCUAAAAUAAUGGAGAAUCGCAAGGCCUUUGACCUCAAAGGAGUUUUAAUCGUCUACAACUUUGGUGUGGUGGCCCUCUCUCUCUACAUGUGCUUUGAGUUUGUGAUGUCAGGCUGGGGUACGGGAUACUCCUUCCAUUGUGACCUGGUGGACUACUCGGACUCGCCACAGGCAGUGAGGAUGGCAGCAACAUGCUGGCUUUACUACUUCUCAAAGUUCAUCGAGAUGUUGGACACGGUUUUCUUUGUACUGAGGAAGAAGACCAGUCAAGUGACAUUUCUGCAUGUCUACCAUCACUCCAUCAUGCCCUUCACCUGGUGGUUUGGAGUUCGCUUUGCUGCAGGUGGCCAGGGAACAUUCCACGCCCUGCUGAACUGUGUGGUCCAUGUCAUCAUGUACUCAUACUACGGCCUGACCGCCAUGGGCCCCAGCUACCAGAAGUUCCUGUGGUGGAAAAAGUAUCUGACCACCAUCCAGCUGAUUCAGUUUGUGAUGGUGACGAGCCACAUCUCCCAGUAUUUCUUCAUGAAGGACUGCCCCUACCAGUUCCCCGUGUUUAUCUACAUCAUCGGCCUCUACGGCCUGAUUUUCCUGUUACUCUUCCUCAACUUCUGGUACCAUGCCUACACCAGAGGCAAGAGGCUUCCCAAGGUGCUGCAGGCUCAGACCUGGGCACACCACACCAACGGAGUUAUGAACGGCAACGCCAACCAGCACGAAAAAGACGAAUGAUCCAGGACCCCCAUCCAGCCUAACGACUUCUCAACAGGGUUCAGGGUCUACCUCAUUUGGUGCGCAUGGGACUAGAUUGUAUUCAAACCCUUUGGAUGGUAUUUAUUUUAUUUCCCUUUUUUUUUUGGAUCACUUCAACGAGUUUCUCCAAAGACGUUUUUGAACUAAUAGCCACAACUGUAUUUAAGGUGUGGAUUUACCAAAGCCAUAUUUGUGUCUUUUUAAAAAAACAAAAAAAAAACAAAACACUGAAGUUGGUUAAAUUUACAAGGUGCGUUACGACAUGUCCCAAAACAAGUUGUUUUUUGUUUGUUUGUUCAUCUUCCAUCUCUGAUAGUUGGGAGCCUUGGACAAAUGUUGGUGUCCUGGUUGCAUCCGCUGGCUUUCCCAUAUGGUUCCCACUAGAGACCAGCAGCCCUUGGAUCAUCUAGUUCAAACUCCUGUUACUUGAAACUUUUAGCGAAUUUGGCUUACUCCAUUAAGAUCUGCUCUGAAAGCUGGGUGUUGGUUUCUAGCCAAGACCCAAACAAAGCUUUUACAUGGGGAAUUUUAAACAUUGUUUAACAUUUGCUAUUCACGUCACCGUUGCAUGUUUACAUGUCUAUAUGAGCACACGAGGGAGCAAAUUUUGGGUUUUUUUUUUUUUGGGUUCAUUCUACUUGCCUUCCUCCCUAUGGCUUAAGUCACAGCUACUGAUGGAAAACAAUGAAAGCAUUUCUUUUCCUUCCCCAUAUUGUGCCUACAGCUCUCGUUUGCUCUAAUUCUCCGUAUGAAGUGAUGGUGUGACAGGAAAGUCGGAGAGGGAGGCUGACGAAACGCUGCCGUUCUUGCAGGAACCAGAGCAGGGAUGUACAUUUAGCCGAAGUUGCCUUACUAAUUUAUUGCUGCGGCAGAACGAGAAAACUGUAAACGGAAUCGCAAAGCAACCAUAUGUUGAGUGAUGAAAGUAGACGGUUAAGCCAAGUCGGGAUGAGGUGCAAAGCCCGCUGCAAGACUGAGGCUUUACUGAGUUGUUUUGCCUCUCGAUGCUGAAUUUAGAUAACUUCUGUGGCCAAUGAACAAUUGCAAUAGCUUUGGAGGCUUAUAUCGCGGCAAUCAAUUGAGUUUCGAUCUGUUGACUGACGUCUGUAAAAUGGCUUCUAACGUGUCGCAUGGCGUCCCUGUGAUAGUUGGAGUUGAGCUUUGUUGCUGCUCCUAUGGUGAUUUGAGGACAUGGCAGCAUUUGACUUGGGGGGGGGGGGGGGUCGGUGGACCACGCACGUUAAGGGAGUUUUUUGUUUGUUUUUUUUAAACGCACACCUCCACCCCAGGUGUAAUGUGAGACAGUGAUGCACCAUAGAUCUCUAUAGCAGACUGAUGCAGCGCUACAUGAACAGUUUUUUUUUUUGGGAGCCUUUCUUUACCCACUAGUUACGACUCUUCCUUUGAGUAAAUGUCAAUUGUGUGAAAUGAAAUUGUGUAUGUGAAGUAUUUUAUGUGUAUUUAUACCAAAAUAAAUGAUUUGU